Messenger RNA from Oikopleura dioica, 804 nucleotides. The record is from the annotation of a GenBank genome assembly. NCBI's taxonomy places the organism in Eukaryota, Metazoa, Chordata, Appendicularia, Copelata, Oikopleuridae.
AUGUCCACUGUCGAAGAGUUUCAACCCCUGAGAAGAUUCUACAGGUCGAAAUGGGCAGUUCCGAAAAGCACUUCGCUAAAUUUCCAAGCUUAUCGCGAAAUACAAGAAAUCUCUCGAUUGCCCAAGUCCUUCACCGAUGUUGACUUUUCAACGCUCGAACGGCAACAGACAAAUGCAAGUCUGAAAGUCUCGUUUGCCGAAGAGUUGGAAGAUCCGGACGAUUUUAAAUGCUGCGAUCUCCAGGAACACAAAAAAGUCACCGGAAGGAGAAAGUUUCUUUAUCAACUCAAGUUGACAUUUGUCAAGCUUCGAGCUACCUUUGCAGAUAAAACAAGAAAAGAGGAAAUAAUUUCUAAUUUCAAACAUCGACAAAGCAUCGUUUCUCAUAUUUCAACAAAUUUAAACAUUGACUCUGACGACAAAAAAGAGAUGAACGAUAUGUACGAGUGGGAGGACCAGUUUCAGAAUAACGCUGACGUCGGAGGAGACGACGAGUCGGAGACAGAGGAUGAGGAACAAGACGAGGCGGCUCUUCAGCCAACAACAGCUGAUGAUUUCAACAAGGGCAAUAUGGAUGACGAGGCGGAAAUGGAUGAUGGAGGCGAUGACCCGGACAACGAAGAAGAAGAAGAGGACCAAAUGGCCGAAGUCGAAAGCGAGAUCGAAGCGCUUCUCGAGAUUCCAGUGCUGCUUUGCGUUGGAAUGGAGGAAGCAAGAGGUGAUAUUGGCAUGAGUGCAACUGACGAUGAAAUGAGCGACGAUGACUUUUCGUUUGAUUCUGGCGAUGAUCGGCCCCCAAGUUGA